Molecule: messenger RNA, 8085 nt
Organism: Microtus oregoni (creeping vole)
Lineage: Eukaryota; Metazoa; Chordata; Mammalia; Rodentia; Cricetidae
Product: leucine-rich repeat-containing protein 37A3-like
Exons: 10
Coding region: 1-8085 (2694 amino acids)
Molecular function (GO): protein binding
Source: RefSeq, a predicted model, not a curated record
AUGGUUUCACCCAAGGAGUUGAAGAAAGAUUUAACUCAGCACAGGAAACUUGCUAAGGUGGUUGAUGGAAAACCUCAAUUUCACAAACAAACCAAGGAUGAUGAUUAUGGUGACCUGAAUAUGAAUGAAGCUUAUUCUUACAGCCUUCCUCUGCAAUCCCAGGAAAAUGCAGAUGAAGCUCCAGAGUUCCUAGAGCAGGAUGAACCUGACCAGUUGGAGACACAAGUUCAAAAUACAGAGAAUCUCCAUCAGGAAGCUCCAGAUUAUUUCCCACAGGAAGAUGAACCUUUAAUCCAAAAAGAAGACUCAGCUCACCAUCAGCUUCCUUCUGAGGAACCAUCAGUUCAUCCUGAAAUACGUGGUCCACCUCCAAAUAGAAAUGAAGCUCAGCACUCAAACCUGCCAAAUGUGACAGUGAAUCCUGUGGCUUCAGAGGCAGCUAAGGAGGUACAAGCUAUUCUGGGCCAGCAACAGACCCUAGCCCAGUUUCCAGAGAGUUCUGAGUUGUUGGAACCUUCAUCAACCCAACAAGAGGCCCCAGCUGAGAUUUUAGAGCUUCCUGAGAACCUUGGAAAUUCUGGUAGCCAGCUAAAAGCUCCAGCUCUGCCUACAAAGCUUCCCGAAGAAACCAGUCCUCUAGUUGAGCAAGAGGGUACAGUUCCAGUUCCAGAAUCCUCUAUGCAGAGUAUAACUGAAACUGUAGUGACCACAAUUCAAAACCCUAGUCAGGCUCAAUUUCUCCAUUAUACUUCGCCCAUGAUUACAGGUAAGCCUGCAGAUAUGGAACCUAAAAUAACUUCUGAGCCUAGAACAGAGAAUGAGUCAUCUCCAUAUGAGGAGGAGACUCCAACUCAGACUCCCGGUCCUCUUGUUGAAACUGAACAUUUCCCCAGCCAGCAGCAGCAGCCAACUGAACCUUCUGAGUAUUCUGAGGAGGCUGAAUCUUCUGGAGUUGAUUUGGAGUCUCCAGUUCAGCCUCAAGAGGAAGCAGAGGAGUUAGGACCUUUACCAAUGCAGCAGGAAGAUUUAUCUCAACAUCUAGGUCCUAUUCUGGAGGAUGACUCUAAUCUCAGUGAACUAGAGCAACCAGGUCAACUUUCUGAGUCUCCUGAGGAGGUAGAAUUGGGUUCUGGAAACCAGCCAGAAGCCUCAGUUCAACCUGCAGAGCUCCCUCCAGUUGAACAAGAGGCUCCACUUCAAACUCCAGAGUCCCCUAUUGAGAAUGUGGUUGAAACUCCACCAAUUCACAAAGUCCAGCCAGAUCGAAAUGAAGAGCACCAUUAUUACUUACCACAAGUUACAGUGAGACCCGUGGAUGUGGCACUUACCAUAACUUCAGAACCUACCAAGGAGACUGAAUCUUCUCUGACACAGCAGGUGUCCCCAGUGCAUCCUUUGGAGUAUACUGAGCAGAUGGAACCCUUUCUCCAUGAGGAGAAGCCACCAGCUCAGGCUUCUGGGCCUUCUGGAGAGAGUCAAUAUCAAAGCCAGCUGGAGGUACCAGCUCAAGCCUUAGAGUAUGCUGAAGAGUUUAAACCUUCUGCAACUGAGCAGGAACAAGCAGCUCAGUCUCCAGAGCAUCAUGAAGCGACCGUUUUGCCUCCAGGUCACUAUCAAGCUCAGCAUUCUAGCCUGUCUUAUGUGACUGGUCAACCUCCAGAUCUGGAGAUUAAAGUAACAGAGAAUCCUGUAGCUGCGAUGGGAACUGUGUACCAUGAGGCUACAGCAUCUGAAGAGGUUGAACUGUCAACACAACAGGGUGUUUUAUAUCAGUCCCCAGAACCUAUUCUGCAUCAUAAACCUCUAAGCCAGCAAGAAGACACAACUGGAAUAUCACAGAUCUCUGAAGAAGGAAAACCCUUUCCAGCACAACAGGAGACUUCAGAACAGACGCUAGAGCUGCCCGAUGAAGAACUUCCAGGUUACCAUGGGGUAACAGUUUCAUCCCUGGAUCAUGGUCAAGUUUAUUUUUCAGCAUCACACAAUAUCCCAAUUGAUCAACAAACCAACUCAAAACAGGAUUAUCAUUCUCCAGUUGGUCAAGGAGUCCCAAUCCAACCAGAAGAAUUUUCUGAGGAACCAUAUCCAAGUCAACAGGGGAGCUCAACUUGGCCUUCAAUAACAGAUAGGUUUUUCUCAUCUGCAGAUCUAGAGACAACAUUCAGAACUGAACUUCCAAAGUCAUAUAAAACCACUGUUAAAUAUGUGGACCUAGAACUUACCAUAACCCCAGAACCUUCUCUGAAGGAUGGAUCAGUUCCAUUUCCACAAGAAGACUUACGUCAGCCUAUAGACUCCAGUGAGAAAGGUAAAUUUUCACAGAUUCAGACUAAUGCCCUUUCAAAGCGUCCAUAUUUCUCCAAAACUGAAUCUCUAGGCUUCCAGGAGGCCAUAGCUCAGACAACACACCACUUUAAAGAGGUACAGUUUUAUUCAACUCAACAAGAAGACUCAGAACUGCCUCCAGGUCACAUUAUGGGAGUAAGACCUUCUUUACAUCAGCAAACAACCCUAUCUCAUCCCAUAGACCUCCAUGAGAAUACGAAACCAUUUCUGGCGCUGAAGCCCACUGCAGCUCAGACUUUAAAACUCCGUAGAAAAGGAAAAUUUUCUCUAACCCAUAAAGUGAUUCCACACCCUCCAAAGCCACUGAAAAAUAUUGUAACUCACAUUCCAGCACAAAAGAUGACUGUUCCAAGGCCAGAUCAGGAUCAAGUUGAGUAUACACUAUCACCUAAUGGUUUAUUUCAGCCUUUGGACCUAGGAGUUACUGUAACCCCAGGAGAGCCUCAGUAUCCUACAGUUCCAAAGCACCCUCAGCUUCCAAAUCCAAAUGAAGCCACAGUUCAGCCCUUGGAUCUGGAACUCACAAUAACUUCAGAGCCUACCAGAGAGCCUCAGGAUCCAAACCUAACUGAAGUCACAGUUCAGCCUUUGGAUCUGGAACUUACCAUAACUCCUCAAACUACUGCUGAUGGAGAACUUUCUCAAACUAUUCCAGAGACCACAAGUAUAAUUACAGAACCACCUAAGGAGGUUGUAGCUAAAGAGCAGGAAUAUCAAGAGGCGACAGUUCCAACACAAACUCAGCAUGAAAUUGUUCCUUCAUCUCAACCUUUGGAUCUGGAACUCACCAUAACUUCAGAGCCUACCAGAGAGCCUCAGCAUCCUACAGUUCCACAGCAUCCUCAACAUCCAAACCCAACUGAAGCCACAGUUCAGCCUUUGGAUCUGGAACUCACCGUAACUCAUAAAACUACUGCUGAGGGAGAACAUUCUCAAACUAUUCCAGAGACCACAAGUCCAAUUACAGAACCACCUCCAGCCCCAGUAUAUCAGGAGAUGAAAGUUCCAACACCAGGUCAGGAUCAAAUUGAGUAUCCAACAACACAUGUUGUAUCAUUUCAGCCUUUGGAUCUGGAACUCACCAUAACUUCAGAGCCUACAAGAGAGGCUAAACAUCCUACAACUCCAAAGCACCCUCUGGUGAUAUAUCCAGAACGUAUUCACUCUCAACAUCCAAACCCAACUGAAGCCACAGCUGAACCUUUGGAUUUGGAACUUACCAUAGCUCCACAGCUUACUACUGAGGGAGAAUUUUCUCAGAGCAUUCAAGAGACCACAACCCAGAUUACAGAACCACCUAAAGAGGCUGUAGCUCUAACCCCAAUAUAUCAGGAGGUGACUGUUCCAAUACCAACUCAGGAUCAAAUUGUUGUAUCAUUUAGGCCUUUGAAUCUAGAACUCACCACAAGUUCAGAGCCUACUAGAGAGCCUCACCAUCCUACAACUCCAAGGGAGACUACAGUUCUUCCUCCAGAGUACCCUCUGGUGAUAUAUCCAGAGCCUGUUUACAGUAAGCACACAACUCAGAUACCUGAAGUCACCGUUCAGCAUUUGGAUCUAGAACUUACUGUAACUUAUCAACCUAUUAAUGAGGGAGAACUUUCACAAAGUAUGCAGGAGAGCACAACUCAGAUUACAGCACCACCUAAAGAGGGUGUAGUUCAAGAGGUGACAGUUCCAAUACCAAUUCAGGGUCAAGCUGAGAAUCCAGCACCACCCAGGAUCUCAUCUCAGCCAUCUCAGCCUUCUCAGCCUCCUACAGGAACUUACUUUUGUCCAACUCCACAGCAGACUAGAGUUCACCAUUCAGAUCACAGUGUGAUCCUGAACCCAGAAGUUUUCGUUCCUCGUACAAGAACUCCAACUAAAACCGUAGUUAACCUUGAUCAUAACUCAUCUACUCUAGAAAACAGUCCUGAAAAUUUGCAGAGUACCACUGCUGAAGUUAGAAAACCACCUAAUGAGUUUGUAGUUCAAACUCGAGGAUAUGAGGAGGGCAUGGUUCAAGGUCUAAUUCAGAGUAAAGCCGAGUAUCUAACAAAACCAUAUCAUCCCUUAGACAUGGAACACACUGUAACUGCAGAGCCUACUAAAGAGGCUCAUCAUCCCACAGCUCUCAGUGAGACUACAGAUCGUCCAGUGCAUUCUCAAGUGACACCUCUAGAACAGGUUCACAUUCAGCAUCCAAACACAACUGAAAUCACGGUUCAUCCUUCAGAUUUGGAAGUUACCAUAACUCAUCAACCUACUACUGAGGGAGGACUCUUUGAACCUAUGCAAAAGACCUUCUCUCAGCCUCCACAGCCGCAUGAGGGGCUUGUUACCAAAGCUCCAGUGUUCCAUGAUAGUAAAGCUGCAAUGCCAGGUUAUCAAACUCAGCAUACAGUGUCACCUGAGGUCCAAGUUUACCAUCUUGAUGUAGAACAUGCUUUAACUGAACUAUCUAAGAUAGAGAGUGAACCUUUGGAAGCCCCAGGGAAUGUUACUACCCUUCCUCUAAAUAACCCUGAAGAGGUACUCCCACUUGAUGAGAAGAUUCAGGUUCAAAAUUCAAACCUACCUCAAGUCACAGCUCAGUAUUUACACUCAGAAUUUUCAAUAACUCGACAACCUAAUACAACGGUUAAACGUUCUGCCCCUAUGAAGGACUCCCCAGCUCACACUUCUGAGAUACCUAUGGAGACUGAGGCUCAAUUUCUAGAACAUUAUGAGUCAAUAGCUCUAACUUUAGUUCAUGUUGAAGUUCAGCGUUCAGAUUCAUCAACUAUAGAGACUAAACCUUCUGAAGUCCUAGAGACUGCAGCUGCUUCUACAGAGGCUGCACAGUAUGGAGUCUCAACAACUACAGCUGUUUCUCCAGAAGCUGCACAUUCUACAGUCCCAACAACUACAGCUCCUACUAAUUCCACUACAGAAAGAGAUUUAACUAUGGAACAAAAUGCCUACAUGUACGUCAACGUAUGUGAGUUCUGCUUGUGUGAAAAUGAGACACUAUCGUGUAUUCAUCUCAGCCCAGAGCGGAGACUCCACCAAGUGCCUGUGCCAAAGCCCGACUCCUACAACAACACUUUUGCUAACUUGAAUUUCCAAGGAAAUUCUAUUUCUUACAUUGACAAAAAUGUAUGGAGAGCAUACCGUUGGGCUGAAAAACUAAAUCUCAGUGAAAAUCACCUGACUGAAUUACAUAAGGAUUCAUUUGAAGGCCUGCUAUCCCUCCAGAUUUUGGAUUUAUCCUGCAAUAAAAUACGCUAUAUUGAAAGAGGGACAUUUGAAUCAUUACCUUUUUUGAAGUAUAUAAACCUUGGAUGCAAUCUACUCACUGAACUGAGCUAUGGAACAUUUCAAGCAUGGCAUAGAAUGCAGUUUCUACAGAAGCUGAUUCUUAACCGUAAUCCUCUCACAAUUGUUGAAGAUCCCUACUUUUUUAAAUUGCCAGCAUUAAAAUAUCUAGACCUGGGGACAACACAAGUACAACUGACAAUGCUUGGGAACAUUCUCAUGAUGACCCUGCAACUGGAACAUCUAAUCUUACCUAGACAUAUGGCCUGCUGCCUCUGCAAAUAUAAAACUGAUAUUGAGGUUGUCUGCAAGACAGUCAAACUGCAUUGCCAUACUGGAUGUCUGACAAACACCACACAUUGUCUUGAGGAGGCAUCUAUAGGGAACCCAGAAGGGGCAUUCAUGAAGGUGUUGCAGACCCGGAAGGAGAAUAACAGCACUGAACUCAUUAUUGAACCAGAGACAGGCUAUUCAGACCAAGAAAAUGCCAAGUACUCCAGCUCCAUGGAAGAAGAUAUCGACUUUAAUGAUGAAAAUGAUGUUAUGAGUGCCCUGAAUUACAUACUGCCAUAUUUCUCUGAGGGAAAUCUGGAAGAUGUAGUAUCAACAAUGUUACCAUACAUUAAACUGCUGUUUUCUCAUGACCAAGAUUCAGAGAGUUCCUUGGGAUCUUUGCAGAAUGAUACACAAAGUCUUUUUCCUACAAAUGAAUCCGAAUCUGGUAACUUCACUAACAAAAAUAAAUUGAAUGAACUUUAUUUUCUGGAAAAGUUAUUAGAUGAAGAAAUUGAUGAGGUUAAAAAGGAAGAGGAAACUAUACUACAUAAGGAGAAGUCUAAUAAUUCAGGUAAAAAAUUUAAACAACAAAUAUUUGGACAGAGUUGGGCACCUGCCCAGGCAGAGGAAAACAGUCUUGCAGAGAUUGAGAAGGCAGAGAAAAGACUCCACAGCCUGAACCGAGUGCUCAAGAGGACAGGAAGCAUACAGAAAAGGCACUUUAAGGGAGUGAGUGACAAGAGCCUGUGGAAUAAGCAGAGUGUCCAGACACCUGUGGAGAGUAUUGCCAAAGACAGGCAGCUCGGGAGCCCACCCACAGCAGAGUUGCAGCAGCUCAGUCUGGUUCAGAAGCCCAGGAUGUCAGUGGGAAAUUCCUUCCACCCAGAGCCCUUGCUCCCAAAGGAGCAUGGGGAGGCAGUGUCUUCUUCCACAGAACAGUCACUGGUGGACAAGACUCCCACUACAAAAUCACUGCCUGCGUUCAUAGACAGACGAAAAGACUUGUCUUACACCAUUUUUGUUUUAGAAAGUGCAAAUGCCAAUGUGAAAAGAAUGAAGGGGUCUAGCCCUAGUUUACUAUCUGAAAAGAGACAUAGAAACCUUAGGAAGAAAAACUAUCAUUUCCGGUUGAUUGCAAAGAGUCCAGCAUCCUCUGCAGUGAGGAGCCUGGUAAAUUCCCCUGCAGGAGGGGUCUUUUCAUCUUUAGGAGACCUGAGUUAUGCAGAAAAGCCUUUUGCACAAUUAGAUGCUGCCUUAGAACUUCUUUCCAAAAAACCUCUGGCUGCAUCUGAUAUUGAUGAUAUUCAAGAACACAUCUUUGAACCAACCACCCCUAUGUCUGAAGAACCUAUAUCAGAAAAUAUAUUCCCUGAAAUGACUGCUGUAGAGUCUUUUGGGCCUACAUACGAUUUAAUUCCAACAGGUAUCACUGUGCCUGAAGAAACUGCAUCAGAAAUUAUACCCUCUGAGAAUCCUAUUGUAAAGUCUCAUGUGCCUACCUCCGAUUUAAUUCCAACAGACAUCACUGUGCCUGAAGAAGCUGCAUCAGAAAUUAUACCCUCUGAGAAUCCUAUUGUAGAGUCUAAUGUGCCUGCAUCUGGUUCAAUUACAACUCUUCAGCAAGCCAGCAAGCCACAGUUAGACUUCAUCUUGGGGCCUGACUCCCAUGAAUUUGCUUACUCGUUGCUGAUGUCACCAGGUGAACGCUUUGAAUCUCAGCUAAACCAGCAGCUGCGGCCCCUCAUCCCCAACAACAACGUGAGAAGGCUUAUUUCUCACGUUAUCAGGACUUUGAAGAUGGACUGCUCUGAUCCCAGUGUGCAACUGUCCUGUGCCAAGCUCAUCUCCAGAACCGGCCUCCUGAUGAAGCUUCUCAGUGAGCAACAAGAAUUCAAGUUGUCCAGGGCCGACUGGGAUACGGACCAGUGGAAAACUGAGAACUACAUCAAUGAGAGCCCAGAAACCCAAGGUGGACAGAAGGGUCUGGAACCAAGUCAGCGCACAAAAGAAGUUCCGGGAUACAGCUACAACAACAAAGUCAUCUUGGCAAUAUCUGUAACUGUAGUAUUGACAGUGUUGAUUAUCAUUUUCUGUCUCGUUGAGGUAAGGACAACGAUACAUUCCUGUGUCCAGCAUGUGCCCGGUCUGUGUCAUAGGUUUAGAGGCCACGAACUGAAAACCUGA